CUAACAGCCACAUCCAAGUCGACAAGCCCCAGGAUUUCGUGCGAAAACUCUUCGGGUAGAACAAGUGGCAUUUCACCGUAGGCUAUCUAGUAGAGAGGGAAAUCAAGGUCAAUAACGAGUGUUAUCAGGCCUUUGAAAGUUCGCCUUGCAUAUGGUUGAUCGCAAACUCAGCGUGAAAUUCCACGUGGCUCCGACAUGUCCACACCGUACGUGCCUCAGCCACUUUCCUGAGUUAGUGGUCUACUUGUAACUACCACAAUGAACUGGUAUGGAUAAAUUGGUUCACUUGGCUCCCUCCGCAAAGGAUGAGGGAGUUCUACAAGCUUUCGAAGAUUUAUCUAUGGACUCUCUGAUUGCACAGGCGUUAAUAUCACAAUCUGCAAAGGGAUAUGUCCUCUCCCUCCGAGAUGCACCCGCUGUCCACUGUAUGGAUAGCAUACUAGCUAAACUCGAUGGAUUGAAUGCCAAUAGUCCCACCGUGGAAAGGACAAGACGAUUUACCUUGCGACGUCUACUGAUUCAGUUAUCUAAGGCUUCCAAUCAUGUUCCCUCAUCCUUGUACAUUGUCGGAGUUGAUUGCAAGGAAAGGAAUGCAAUCGCCGGUGGUGCAUAUGCAGACAUAUUUCGAGGGACCUUGCACUCAGCAUCAGUCGCCUUGAAGAGAUUGCGAGUGUUCAAAACCGAUCCUGAUCCAGGCGAAAGUCAUUCGAACCUUCUACGCGAGGCCUUGGUCUGGCAGCAACUUCAUCAUCCUUUCAUUUUGCCUUUCCUAGGCAUUGACCACUCUACAUUUUCGCCAUACUAUUCCAUCAUAUCUCCGUGGAUGAAUAAUGGAAACAUUAUCCAAUAUAUGAAUGGCAAAGUAUUGAUCUCUCCAAGCUCAGAUCCCUUGCCUCUCACGAGAUGGUUUCGCGAAAUAGCAGAGGGAUUAGGAUAUCUCCAUAGUGAGCAUAUAGUUCAUGCUGAUCUCCGCGGUGCCAAUAUCCUAAUCGAUGCGGAGCAACACAUACGGCUUGGGGACUUUGGGCUGGCUCGAUUCGCGGAUACCAGCAGUGCUAGUAUAGGAUCUCACCACGGUGGUGCAGCUCGUUGGUUAGCACCAGAAGUGCUGAACGGCUCGAGGGCAUCGUAUACGAGUGACAUUUAUGCAUAUGGAUGUGUCUGGUUAGAGAUAUAUACCCUUCGACCUCCAAUGCACGAGCUGUCAGAUAUCCAAGUACUCGCUCAAAAGUUGCGUAACAUCGGACCUCAGUGGCCAAGCCCAACCGACGAUCCCAGGAUGGGUCUGAACUUGGCGGAUUGGGCAAUUAUACGAGAUUGCUGGCAUCAUGAACCAUCUCUCCGACCUGAUGCACAGAUGAUCCUGGCACAAACACUCAUGCUCGAUAUCGACACCCUUGCAGAACAAUUCAAAGAACAACCAUGGCCCCUCUGGAUCCAUAGCUUCACGGAGUCACUCCUGUCUGAGUUGUUGACCCCAAUGGGUCCUUCGAGCUUGGCCCAUCGCACCUUGUGCAAGUGCCUGGAUUCUAACUUCACCGAGUUUGUCAAAGUAUUUAUAGCAUACAACCUCUCACAUCCUAACUGCGAUGGGACGAUGCUAUAUCAUUUUGAUACCUCAUUGAAAGAACUCGCUGAAAAGUCCUUAUAUGCACUACUCCAGGAUUUUGUUGUAGGGUCGAGUUUCCCUUCAUCUAUCCGUUCCGAGAGUCUCGUGUUGCAAUGGGCUCAAAGGGCAGUUGAUCACUCUGAUGCUCUGGAUGGGACCCUCUUGGACAUGUUCUGGGAGUCAUUCGAUGGAUCUCCGCCAUCUGCAUCCGCAAUAAUAUCAUUCAUGUUGCGGAUCCUUCGAAAUAACCUUGGUAGAGAAGAUAUUCCGUCCACCGAUCUUCAGACAACACUUGACCUAUCUGGUGUAGAUGAAACCCUUUGGCGCGACAUAUCCUUCUAUGCCACUAAAUUGUUAAAGCGAUGGCUUAGUCCCGACAAUGGUGGCGGAUACCAAGAUGAUAGUUUCCCUGGCAUGCAGGCCUCUAUUCAUAUAAAGGACACCAUUAUCAUUCUUUUGGCUCGAUCUCCAUAUGAAUUGUAGUGGAGUACUUCGUAUGAGAUCCUUGCACACCCUUCAUUCUCCCAACUUCUGGACCGUAUUGAUGGAAUCACAAUGGAUGCCUGCGGCGAGCUGAAACAGGCGCAGAUAAGUCGAGUGGCAGAAGGGAAAAGGAUUGGUUUUAUUGAUUGAUUAGCCGACCGAGAUCUUUAGUUAAAGAUGAUCGCAGAGGACAGUAAUGGACAGCUUAUCUUACAGGCAAUACAUCCAAGUAUUAGACAUAAAUAAUGACGUAGAGACACAUAUGUACACAUCCCUCUCGACACCAGUUCAUUUGCCCUUUCAAUAAUAUGCGCCAGCGCCGGCAUAUUCUGGCCUGGAACUCACUGG
Molecule: messenger RNA, 2440 nt
Organism: Somion occarium
Lineage: Eukaryota; Fungi; Basidiomycota; Agaricomycetes; Polyporales; Cerrenaceae
Source: the annotation of a GenBank genome assembly